Messenger RNA from Seminavis robusta, 8184 nucleotides. NCBI's taxonomy places the organism in Eukaryota, Bacillariophyta, Bacillariophyceae, Naviculales, Naviculaceae. The record is from the annotation of a GenBank genome assembly.
CGAGACCUUAAAUAGUAUGCUAAUUGUUGGCACGGUAUUUAGGGCUCAGCGAGCACCUAUGCGGCCCAUGUUGUUUGUCGACAAGAAAGGAGCCACCAAAGCCAUUAGCAUUAGUUAGUUAUUAGCGGUACCACACCCAUACCACUCUAUUGUUGGCUCCUUGGACCGACCAUUGGCAUGAGACUAGUUGACUGCAAGUCCAGCCUUUUUGCCCAACAAAAUAAGAAGAAGGAGGCAACGCCUCUCAAGAAAACCUGAAAUCGUUAUCAUUCAAUCAGCAUACUACAGUGUGCUAGCAUAGCUGCCAUUAGCUAUUAGUCCAAGAUGGGUCGUUAUUCGGGGACAUUGGCCAACUUGGUGGAAGAAGCAAUCAGUGCUGGCAAGACUUCCCGCGGCAACAACCACAAGAAUCACAGUCGAGCUGUGACGGCCCAAAAUCUCUGGAACAAAGUCUUGCAGUAUUUGGAGAAUCACUCGACCACCGAUGGGGCCAUUGAACGACCGGAAUUCGAUUCCCCUCUGCCACCUUACUCGGUGCCUUCGGAAAUCCUGGACGAACAAUUGCUGGAACGCAAAUUUGGACCUCGACAAGACAAUACCAUUUUGAAACUGGCCGUCACAUCGGCUCCUGCUCCCGUUGUGGCCGCACUCUGUCAUUUGCAGCCUCAUGCGGCAAGAAUUCCAGAUCAUCGCGGCAAAUUGCCACUGCACGUGGCCUGUCGAAGACAUCCCAAUGAUCCCGAUACCCUGCAGAUCUUCGAAAUCCUAUUGGCCGUCUACUACGAAGCACUGGCCCAUCGAGACACUGCCGGACGGACACCUCUGCAUUGUCUCUUCAUGUACCAUCAUGCACCCCAUCGAACCGUCAAUCUGGUCAAGGUCUUCUGUCAAGAUUUGCCACCCAAGUUGAUUGAAACCCUGAAACAGCCGCAAUCCACUGGAAACAACAACAGCAGCAACAACAACCCAAACGAUAGUCUCAAUCAUACGGAUCUAGACGAGUACCCGUUGCCAGAAGUACCCAAUCCAUCCAUCAAAGAAAAAGUACCUUCGAAUGCGGCCAUUAUUCCAGAUGCUCGUCAUGGAGCUCUUCCGUUGCAUUAUGCUGUCAUGGAAGGGGCGUCCCGAGAUGUCUUGCGCUACCUAUUGCAAGUCUACCCAGAAUCCAAACGAUUGGUCGAUCGCAUGGGACGAACGGCCUUGGCAUGGUACCUGGGAGCGGGACAUGUCGUUGGCGAUCCGGAUCAUCACAACAAUAAUAAUGGUAGCAACGGCAACAAUGAUAACCACCAUCGACUGCUGGUAACGGGAGAACCCACGGAUCCACAUUCCAUCAGCUGGUGGGAUAAGAACAAGGUGGAGUCGGCGACGGUCCAAUUAUUGCUCAACAGUCGAUCCGCUCGCAUGGCAGAUUCCACGGGACGAUCACCCCUCCAUUGGGCCAUUAUGACAUUGGCACGCAAUCACUACUUUCUGCAACAUCCACAAUUGCAACAACAAGGACCCAAUGUAUCCAUGAAAACCAUCCAGCUCUUGUUGGAUCAUUACAUGGAAGGAUUGGUCCAGGGUGACAUGGAAAACAAGACUCCGCUGCACCUGCUCUUUGAUGCGGUCAAGGAAGUACAGGAACAAGAAUGGAGACGAAUCCAACGAAACAAGGUGGAACGAAACGAUGUGGAUCUUACACAAGGAGGAAUCAAGGCGACCAGUGUGGCUGCCGCUGUGGCCAGAAUGAAACGAGAUACCACUCAUUCCAUUCCCACGGCCACGGGAAACUUUGCACCGUCUAUGGAGUUGGUGGAAAUCUUGAUUUCGUCCGGUAUCAGUGGUGGAUCGCUCGUCGGGGAACCACCCGCCGCGGCCGUCUUGGAAGAACGAUCGGCCGUGUUUAUGGAAGAUGUGGAUGGACGAUUGCCCAUUCAUGCAGCGGUCGAAGUGGCAGCUUGUUCCGAAGUUAUCAAAGUCCUCAUCAAGGCACAUCCAACCAGUUUGGUCCAUACCACGGAAGACACGUUGGUGGCUCCACUGCAUGCGGCCGUCAUGUCGCCGUAUGUGGCUCCCAUGCAAACACCCGAAACCAUGAAACUCAUUCUACGAGCCUACGUGGCAUCCAGGCAUGGGACCUAUGUCGAUGGAAGGCUGGCACUGAAAAUGGAAGAUGCUGAUGGAAAUUAUCCCAUUCACUACGCCUGUAGGAACAAUGCUUGUCUGGAAGUUGUGCAACUCUUCGUGGAGGAAUAUCCCAAGUGUGCCUUGUUUCAAACUGCCGAGGGGGAUCUACCCUUGCACACAUUGGUGGACAAGUACGCCUUUCAGGGGAAUCCCGAUGGUCUGCCUCCUCAGGGAGCCAGUUUGGCCGUGUCGACAACUUGGUCUUCGCCCGAGGAGGAAGCACUGCAUCAAGACAGACUUGCAGUCGUGCAGCAAAAGAUACGCCUGCUGGUGGAUCCCAUCCUGGCGUCGACACAAGUCACAGAUAUGCUUCAAAUCGCCAGCUAUGAUCAUGGAAUGUUGCCCCUCCAUAUCGUCUGUGCCUGGGGAGCUGCUCCCUACAUCACCGUCAAACGAAUGCUUGACAAGUGUCCGUCCUCUGCGGAGCAGCUCACUACGGUAGAGAAGUAUGAGGUUUCGCCGUUGGAUUUGCACGAGAACUACAAAGAUAACGUGGUACGCGCCGAAAUGUCUUCCAAAAUGGAUCGAGAGUGGCGGCAAAUCCGAGAGUUGCUCUUUAGCUAUUCACCCUUGGUGGGGCGUCAUCGACAUCUCAAUGACAUUCUGAUGCAAUCAGUACGUGUCGUCCGAGCUGAGGUGGCGAACUCCAUCGGAUCCUGCAGUGAUGUGGAAGAGAGUUUUCAUUGGAGAAUUGAGCAGGAGAUGAAGAACCUCCCGCAGAUGCCAGCGAUAGAAUUGUCGGACACCUUUGCAUCCAUCGAAGUCCCCGAUAUUGACCAUGGUGGACGACCCUUGUCGAAGAAGGCGAUUGAACGCUCGAGGCAGGCAACGACACCAAAAAGCAAGAAGCACAAGACCAAGAGUAAGAAAACCGGCGCCAGCAAGGACUCCAGCGUCAGGAGCGGCAGAAAGAUGGGUCUGAGUUAUUCCGGUUCUGUCGCCAAGAAAUCGAUUUACGACGAUGAUGUACUUGAUGCUGGCUACGUUGUUUCCGACAGCGACAGGGAAGACAAUGAUGAUUUUGAAGACGACUACUUCUCGGGUCCAGAAAGCGCGGAAGAGUACCUGUCGGAUGAGUCCGAUGAGCGAUUCGAUUCAUUUGACGAAGACGAAUGCCGCGACCCGACCGUGACUACUGCAGGAUCAUGGGAUGCAAGCGGGGCUCCUGGUACGAGCAACAAAGAUUCGGCUGGGCGUCGGAACAGCAACAGUGCCAGAGAAGAGAAGAAGGACGAGAGUGAAGAGGCUCAUGCAUCUGGGGCUACGACGCGGUCUGCGUCUGCUGGACCGAAGAAGUUCAGUGACGUUGGCAUGAGACUCUUGACCUUUUUCGUUCUCUUCUGCGACGAGAAGAAUCCUUCUGACAACUAUGCAAACUUGGUCGAGGGAAUUUUUGAUGAGAUCUCACGCUCUGUUGUUGACCAAGUUGUCUCCAUGCCUUUGCCUCCAUACUCGGCUCAGUACUUGGAAGGAAAUGUCCGCUUGGAAGGACUCACGCUCCGUGACGUUGCCAGCCCAAAGUGCCGAAAGUUGAUUCACAACCUCUUUUACUUCCUCGGUCGUUUUGACUUCCGAUCCGAGACAGGUGGCAUUCUUCUCAACCGCACGACGGAUUCCGCAACAGUGCAAGUUCGAUCCACUGAAUGGACCUUCUCUACCGAGGAAUACAAUGAAGCCCCUGAGGUUGCACCAGGCGUUGCCGAAGCGCAAGUGUGGGAAACGGGCGUCAUUCCGCACGAAGAAGUUGGGUACCUGGGUGCUACGUUCAAGGCUAUGCGACGAAGUAUUUGCUUCAUGUUCACCAAAAAUGCUCAAACAUACUACAACGAAGUCCGCCGUCGUUCGGAGUUGGGUGUUGCUGUCGAGGGCGGAGCUUUCUCAUCGAGCCAUAUCGUGCCUUUGAUUGCUCACUACAAUGCUGCAUCGCUCGAUCGGAGAGAGGACCGAAUGUACAGAAAUGACACCAACAACGAAAGUUUCAUCACAUUGGACAUUUUCGGCAAGAGCGGCAACGCUGCAGCAAGCGAAUCGAUCUGCUUGACUGACUACCCCUAUGCAUUGGUGUUCCCCUACAGCAACUAUGGUGAUCUCUUUGACUACUUCUUUCGCCACGGUGUUGAAGGCAUGGAGGAGACACGCGAAAUUUCUAUUCAAAUCGGAAAGUCGUUGUCGUUUAUGCACGGACAAGGUAUUAUCCAUGGAAACGUUGCCAUGCGAAACAUUGUUCUUUUUCCACCAGUAGAAGAUGCUGAGUUCGAGGAAGGACGGAGGCACUGGGCACUGACAAAUCUCUCUGGAGCCUGUCGCCUUUCGGAUCAGAAUUCCUACAUCGGGAAAGUAUCGUUCCAAGGGAUGGCUGACUUCUAUUCCGCUUCGCAGCCCCCAGAAAUGUUUGUCAAGCUGGAACCGGAGGAGAUCAAGGCUUACAAAAACUACUGGGACGCGGUUGAACGUGAAUUUGGGGUCAAGGUCGAUAGAGCAGUUGUGGACCCUGUCGUCGAUUUCCAAAGUGGGGCAUCGUAUGUCAUGCGAUGCCACUUUGUACCGAGCGAGGCGCGUUCUGACGAAGUGGACUUGUUGCCGCCACUUCCAUACAAGCUGCUGCCAGCACGGGAAUCCGCUGAUAUUUGGGCUUUUGGACAGUUGUUGUUCAUGCUUUGUAGCUCAGGCCGCCCGCUUUUUCCCAUCAACGCUCGAACGGGAAAUCUAUUGAACUACAAAGAUAUCUGUGAGUGGAAAAUGGACAAAGCCGAGGCGAUGAUUUACGAGCACGUUGAGGAUCCGCUUGCGCAAGACAUUCUUUUGAGACUGCUUUCUCCAUACGAGAAAAGGUCUUCGCUGUCCAUGGACAAGCUGUUGUGCCAUCCAUACUUCAAUGAUGGUGAGAGGACUUCUGCUGUAGCUCAGGCCGUGGCAGAGAAACGAAACAAGGCUAGCCUAGCAUUCAGAAGGUGGCUGGAGAAUAAUGUGAACGAAAAAACUGAUGAAGGGUGGCUGAAGGAGCGCACUGUUGCCGUCGCCUCGUGGGACUUUGAUUUACAAAGAAGAAUCCACUUGACGCCAACGGCGCUGCUGCCAGACUUUCUUUCCCGAAAUGCCGAACACAUUGGCAUCCCAUGCAGUUUCGUUAUCCUUCCUUACAAGCUCGUCAUGAACAAGAAAGGAGUGUUGACUCCACCUUCUAAGCGCGAUGUGGAACGCGCAGAACGACUGGGGCUCCGAAUGCUUUCUUUGAGCAAAGCGUGCCAGUUUAUUAGUGCCAUGAAGACAGCAAUUGAAAACAUGGGCGAAGUAUCAAGCUGGCCCUUGUCUUCAAUAUUAGAAGCAAUGGAUCUUCCAAAGGAGGAGUUCGCAACUCCUCGGACAAGGCUUGCCCAGCUGGCCUCCGAGCAUGUGGAACAGUUUCGAUCAAACCCACUGCAAAUUGGCCUGAAGUUGAUUCAAGAGCAAGCCAGGGAGUUUUUGGCUUGUUACGACGAUGCAUCCAAGGUGAUACUGUAUUUGGUCGACGAAUACAAGGGUGUGCCAGUGGUGAGCCCCUCCGCCGCACCGUUUCCUUUCUCGGUUCAAUCCUCUUUGAGACGAGAAGUUGCGAGACGAGGGCUACCAUUCAUGUAUCUUUGUGCCCGAUACUUUCGAUCUGUUUCCGGAGGUGUGCCUGGUUUUGUGAAACUCAUCUUCGAAGCUGCAGCACCUCAUGUUCCUCAUUCUUGGCGACCGACCUGCAAAGGUUUGGACUGUUCAUUUGAUGAGAAGAGUAUCAUGGACGACAUGAACAUGCUGUGUGAAGCUAUUUGUUGCCCCUCUUUCAGUUCGUCAUCCAUCGAAGAUGACUUCGACUUCAUGCACAAGUUCCUUGGAGAGAUAGAUACACGAAGAGUGUACGCUAAUUUGCAACGAGUCUCGUGUGGUGAAGCGUCGGUGUGGACUGGAGCGGAAGGAGUGAGAGAAAUUCAGGAGGCCACAAGAAGCUAUGGCUUCAAAGAAGCGAUUGAGAAUAAGAACGAAAUGGAUCAGAAAAUGGCAGCACAAGAGGCGCGCAUCAAGGAGCUGGAGGCCGAACUGGAAAAGCUCAAGUUCCGCAGCGAGCUGCAGCUCGUUGUGCCCGAAGAAGCAGCCAUCAGCACCCCUGACGCCGCAACUGGCAGCAGCCCAACUGCAAAACUUUCGGCUGUGGGCAAGCCCAUUUCGUCAGCGUCAAAAUUUGCAGCUGCCCUCUACGAACACGGCGUCAAGUGCAUGGAGGCAAACGUCGAUGUUAUUGCGUCCUCUGCGCAGACCCAAGAAGAGUCAAAGCACCUGCUUGCUGAGGUGGAGAACACCAGUCCAGUUUUGUCAGCUCCAGUAGAUUUCAGCGACGCCGCUAAGAAGCAAAACGGCGAAGGAGUCGCAGAAGAAACUGAUCCGCCAACACCCACAGCGGGAAACGUUGCUGUCAACGAAUACGGUGUAGCAACCAGGAUGGUUCCAGACGCCGAAGAACACCCUGAACAUUCGUUUCCGACGCUUGAGUCGGAGCUUCAACAAGAGUUCUUUGACGUUAUGUCGGAAGAACCAGCCACGACACAGAACUUGGCAACGCAGCCACCAACCGCAGCAACAAAGUCCCAGCCUCUGAAAGCCCCCCAACCACAAACGGUAGAAGCAACCACAAGCCAUGACUUCAUAACAAGGGCCGUAGUAGAAGAGGCUGAGUCAUUUUCGGAAUCGCUCCUGGAAAACUUGUCGUUUGAAUGCAUUGCCAAGAAGAAACCUGACGUCCAACAAGCCCCCCGCGACCAGGAGCAGAACGAAGACAGGAAGGACGAUGAGUCAGAGUCGGAAACCACCCGGUACGAGGAUGCUGCAGACAAACCUCCACAGGAGCCCCAAGAGCCAGUGCCAGAUUCACAACAUCUCCCCCCACAGCCAACGCAAAGACAAGAAGACGACCCAACAGUGUAUUCACAAAGGACAGAAGCAACGCAACCAUCACAGCUGAAGUCUGCUCCGUUCAGUUAUGGCGAAGACCAAGUGAAGACAUUGCUGGACGACAUGUUUGCGGAAGCCGAGGCCGAGUUUUCCGCACCACUCACACCACGGACUCCCAGGAAAUCACCCGGACUGCCGCCGUCCAAAUCACCGCGAAAGUCGCCUCGCAAGUUUUUCGGAAGUGAGCCAAAUUCACCCAGGCCCACAACAAGAGAAACUCGAGAAGAUGCCCACGACUUUAGCACCAUCACCACGGACCCAGCCAAAACUGGCACAGGAGACAACUCGCCCUAUCUCGAAGUGACACAUUUGGAGUUGUCGACACUCAAGAAGAAGAUGAUUGCUGGACGAUCACCCAAGGGGUCCACUUCUUCGCCUCGUAGUGCCGCCAAUGAAUCUCGUGGCGAGACGCUGUCCGAUUUGAUUCAAAAGAUUGAUGACUACCAGUCAGAUAAGACGAACGGAGACAAGAUUGUGCAGCGAGCGGAACUGGCCACCAGGAACAUUGACAGAGUGAUCAUGGCGAGCCCCAACAGAUCCAAACGGGAACCAUCCGAAGUACCAAAGUCUGGAAAUGGCAACAUCGUUAUAACCAGCGAAUGGCCGAAUUGCCCCGUUCCCGAAGUUAAAAGCAGUAGCAAAGUGAAUCGACUGAACAACUAUCUCCACCUCGGAGCCAGUAAAGCCAAGAGUCCUACUUUUGAUGUGAACACGGCAGCAGACCACGAACGGCCCAAGCCUCUGAGCUCGCCCCAAGCCAAAGUUCGAAGGACGGCGAUUGAGAGUCCCGUGGCUGGGACGAAGUAACGAUCUACCGUACCUACGUGGUUGGGAAAAUCUAUCUGUGGCAGUGCACCUAAUGUGAAUGUUUAUGGGACCACAUACUUCAUCUCGAGCGAUCCAUUGGCGCGCUCUGUGGGAUAUUGAAGUCAUCGACAGCAUUGGAGCUAGCUACUAGAGGCCGGUAUGCUGGUUGUAAGCAAAAGACAGUAAUGACCGCAUAACGUAAUGCAUGUUUUUCACCAAGAACCAUCCGUACAG